Messenger RNA from Gossypium arboreum, 2487 nucleotides. RefSeq names its product V-type proton ATPase catalytic subunit A. Gene Ontology annotation, molecular function: proton-transporting ATPase activity, rotational mechanism; ATP hydrolysis activity; ATP binding. The coding region runs from base 329 to 2200 and encodes 623 amino acids. The record is from RefSeq and is a predicted model, not a curated record. Gene Ontology annotation, biological process: ATP metabolic process; proton transmembrane transport. Gene Ontology annotation, cellular component: proton-transporting V-type ATPase, V1 domain; plant-type vacuole. The transcript has 20 exons. Lineage: Eukaryota; Viridiplantae; Streptophyta; Magnoliopsida; Malvales; Malvaceae.
UUUUUUGAAGGUAGUAAAUGAAUAAAUAAAUAAAGUAUGUAUCAUCAUCAUAAAUCAUAAAUCUCAUAAUUCACCUUCUUCUCUCUCUUGUCUUCUCUCCGAGAGUAGUCAUUUUUCUUUGCAUCACUGCAUUUUUCUCUCGAUUGAGCCUCUAGGGUUUUGAAAGAUACUUAGCAUCUUUUUUUCCUUCUCUACUAUAAUCGAAUCGACUCUACUAGUUUCAUCAGAUCUUAAAAUAUCCAAGCUGAACUCCUUCGCUCGAUCAAAACUUUAUCGGAUAAGUUUCAUUCUUGUCUAAUUUCAUCUGAGUAAGAAAGGGACAAAAAAAAUGCCGGCAGUUUACGGGGCCAGAUUGACGACGUUUGAGGAUUCAGAGAAAGAGAGUGAAUUCGGUUAUGUUCGUAAGGUGUCAGGACCAGUCGUUGUUGCAGAUGGAAUGGCUGGUGCUGCCAUGUAUGAAUUAGUCCGUGUUGGUCAUGACAAUCUGAUUGGUGAAAUUAUUCGGUUGGAAGGAGACUCUGCAACAAUCCAAGUUUACGAAGAAACGGCUGGUCUGAUGGUGAAUGAUCCAGUUCUGCGGACACACAAGCCUCUGUCAGUUGAGUUGGGACCAGGAAUAUUGGGAAAUAUUUUUGAUGGAAUUCAGAGGCCUUUGAAAACUAUUGCUAAAAGAUCAGGUGAUGUAUAUAUCCCUCGUGGAGUCUCUGUCCCGGCUCUCGACAAAGAUACUCUUUGGGAAUUUCAGCCGAAAAAAAUAGGUGAGGGGGACCUUUUAACUGGUGGCGACCUUUAUGCUACCGUCUUUGAGAACAGUUUGAUGCAACAUCAUGUUGCCCUUCCUCCUGAUGCAAUGGGAAAAAUCACUUACAUAGCUCCCCCUGGUCAAUAUUCAUUGAAGGAUACUGUGCUGGAACUUGAGUUUCAAGGUGUCAAAAAGCAAUUCACCAUGCUUCAGACAUGGCCUGUCCGUACACCUAGACCUGUUGCAACAAAGCUUGCUGCAGAUACUCCUCUGCUUACCGGACAGCGUGUACUUGAUGCCCUAUUCCCUUCAGUUCUUGGUGGAACUUGUGCCAUUCCUGGUGCAUUUGGCUGUGGGAAAACUGUGAUUAGUCAAGCUCUUUCCAAGUACUCUAAUUCUGAUGCUGUUGUCUAUGUUGGUUGUGGAGAGCGAGGAAACGAAAUGGCUGAGGUUCUUAUGGAUUUCCCUCAAUUGACAAUGACAUUGCCUGAUGGUCGUGAAGAAUCGGUCAUGAAGCGCACAACACUUGUGGCUAACACUUCUAACAUGCCUGUGGCUGCUCGUGAAGCCUCAAUUUAUACUGGGAUCACUAUAGCUGAAUACUUCAGAGAUAUGGGCUACAAUGUUAGUAUGAUGGCAGAUUCAACAUCUCGUUGGGCAGAAGCAUUGCGUGAAAUUUCUGGGCGGCUGGCAGAAAUGCCUGCUGAUAGUGGAUAUCCGGCUUAUCUGGCAGCAAGACUAGCCUCUUUCUAUGAACGUGCUGGGAAAGUUAAAUGCCUUGGUGGACCAGAACGUACAGGGAGUGUCACAAUUGUCGGUGCUGUUUCUCCUCCUGGAGGAGAUUUCUCUGACCCUGUGACGUCCGCAACCCUCAGUAUUGUCCAGGUUUUCUGGGGUCUUGAUAAGAAACUUGCUCAGAGGAAGCAUUUCCCUUCUGUCAACUGGCUUAUUUCAUACUCAAAGUAUUCGGGGGCAUUGGAAAGUUUCUAUGAGAAAUUUGAUCCAGAUUUUAUUAGCAUCAGGACAAAAGCCCGAGAGGUUCUUCAGAGAGAAGAUGAUCUGAAUGAAAUUGUCCAGCUUGUCGGAAAGGAUGCUCUAGCUGAAACAGACAAAAUCACACUUGAAACUGCCAAACUUUUAAGGGAAGAUUAUCUUGCUCAGAAUGCUUUUACUCCAUAUGAUAAGUUCUGCCCAUUCUACAAGUCCGUCUGGAUGAUGCGCAACAUUGUUCAUUUCAAUGCUUUGGCCAACCAGGCAGUUGAGAAAGCAGCUGGUAUGGAUGGUCAGAAGAUAACAUACAGUCUUAUCAAGCAUCGUCUUGGAGAUCUCUUUUAUCGAUUAGUCUCGCAAAAAUUUGAAGACCCGGCAGAAGGAGAAGAAGCUCUCGUGGCAAAAUUCAAAAAGCUUAACGAGGAUCUGACUGCUGGUUUCCGUGCACUGGAGGAUGAGACUAGGUGAACGGAAGUUUAAAUAUUUGACUUUCCUGGCCCCAAUGUUUCUACUGUUGGGCUUAAAUCACUAGGCUCUCGCUUUCUCUGUUUCCGUGUGUCCUUGUUUAUCUGGGUAGAUGCAUGUUGUGCAGGCGUUUUAGCUUCUGUUGGCCUGAAUUCUAUAGUGCUCUAGCUUUGAAUUCGUUAUUAUGUAUUAUUAUUGUUUGCACUUUCCCUUUUUGACAGCAGGAGAUUGGAACCGUAAUUUAUUAUUUCAUGUAUUUUUUGCAAUAAAAAUGUUCAUUUAUUAUUUAA